CCACUUUUGAGGCUCGGACAAGUGUCGUAUUGUUCAGAUAUUAACCAGUGAAAACGGCGAGCAAUGUUUGCGUUCUGUCAAGACUUGCGGUGCGUUCAGUCCUGCGUUGUAGCACGAGGGUUUGUACGGCGCCCUUGCAACGGAGGUUAUAUUGAUUAAUCCUCAAAUCUGAUGACAUAGUUUCCCCAUAAGCCUAACCUGAAGUACUCUUGAUUUUUCCCCCCGUCACCCCUCCCUUAUCCGCAUAUUUUGUCAAUGGUAUAAAUGAGAUUUGCAGCUUGGAUAAGAGAAACAAGAAUUUGACAUUUAAGGGGGUGCCUCGUUGACAGGAGUGACAAGUGAACUAACAGGAAAUCCAUGUCAGUACUUAUGUUUGCAUUGGACCAUUAUCAAAUUUGUCACUGGCUAUCAAGAAAACAAUUUGUGUAGUUUGUGUGACCUUCCUGUCCGAUAGUACAAUGUUACUAUUUCGUUUUUCGUGGUCUGGAAACCGAAAGGUCACUAUUUAUUUACAUUCCAAUAUAGAUGUCAUAAACCACUCUGCUAUUUAUACGAUAAACAUGUCAGAGUACAUCAUUUUCUUCAUGAUAUGGUUAGCUAAAGAAGUACUUAUCAUCAAACAAAGAUGGAAACCACAACAGCAAUAGUAAAAUGCCUUUAAAAUGCAGUAUUUAGGCGAAAACAGCAGUGUCAAACUUGCGGAACGUGGACCAGAAGCGGCCCACCCGAAGGUAGAAUUCGGCCCGCGAGGUCGUUCUGCCUACAGAAUCGCAUGCUUUUAUUUUGACAUUGGUGCCAGAAAACCGGAGAUUUGUGCACUACAGAGAUCCCUCGCUACAACGCGCUUCAAACUUUGCGCCCUCAGUCGCGGAUUUUUUUUUCAAUUAGAAAUAUAAAUAGAUAAAUUAGGGCUGUGAAACGAUUAAAAUUUUUAAUCGAGUUAAUCACAACUUAAAAAUUAUUUAAUCGGAAUUAAUCGCAAUUCAAACCAUCUAUAAAAUAUGCCAUAUUUUCUGUAAAUUAUAGUUGGAAUGAAAAGAUAAGACACAAGACGGAUAUAUACAUUCAACAUACUGUACAUAAGUACUGUAUUUGUUUAUUAUAACAAUAAAUCAACAAGAUGGCAUUAAUAUUAACAUUCUGUUAAAGCGAUCCAUGGAUAGAAAGACUUGUAGUUCUUCAAAGAUAAAUGUUAGUACAAGUUAUAGAAAUUUUAUUUUAAAACCCCUCUUAAUGUUUUCGUUUUAAUAAAAUUUGUAAAAUUUUCAAUCAAAAAAAAAACAACUAUUAGCUCGCCAUUGUUGAUGUCAGUAAUUACGUAAUGCUCAGAGUGCUUAAACCCAUAAAAUCAGUCGCACCCAAGCGCCAGCAGAGGGUGAAAAAAACACCAAAAAACACAAGUAACAAGUGUACAUGACACUGUCCUGUCAUUUUAAUCUGUUUAAGCGGGGCAUGUGUGUUAAUUGCGUCAAAUAUUUUAACGUGAUUAAUUAAAAAAAAAAAAAUUACCGCCCGUUAACACGAUAAUUUUAACAGCCCUAAGAUAAUACAGUAUUUAUCUGGGUCUUUGGGCCGCACAGCCCGAACCUUUUGACCGAUCGGCACCAUUCGAAUAUCGAAAUGACCAGAAUUUUCACACGACCCAGGGAAUUUUUCGAACGACCCCAAAAAAUUUUACGUUCGCCCAUAAACGCCGAUUUUUCACCGAUUUUUUUGGGGGAAAAAAAGAGAUUUUCAAAAUGUAUCCAGUCUUACAAUUUUUGACCAAAUCGCAUAAUUUGGACAUGAAAAAUUCCAGGACGGUGAGGGGCAUACAAUUUGUACACAGAAUUUGGAAAAAUUUAUGGUUCCCCGGAAAUUUACCAAAAACUUUCCUAUUCAUUUUUAAUGGGAUGCAACGUACAAAUUUCCCAUUCACUUUCAACGGAAUUUCCAAUGGAAUUUCCAUUGCAUUGAUGCCAUUGACAGCCAUGUAUGUCGAAUCAAUUGAUGCCAAUGUACUUGGAUUCCAUUGACGCAUAUGUUAAGUCGAUGCCAUUGAUGACCAUGGACGUCCAAAUUUCCCAUUCUUUUCCAAUGGCAUUAACAUUAAAAUGAGGCCAUUUUAGUCAGAUGCCAUUCAUUAAUGGCCAUGUAUACAAAUUCUAUUGAUGCCAAUGUACUUGGAUUCCAUUGACGCAUAUGGAUGUCAAUGCCAUUGCCAAAUUUCCCAUUCAUUUUCAAUGGCAUUUACUUUGCUUAAUGCCAUUGACGGCCAUGUUUGUUGAUUCUACUGAUGCCAAUGUACUUGGAUUCCAUUGACACAAAUGUAAGUCGAUGCCUUUGACGGCCAUGGAAGUCCAAAUUUCCCAUUCAUUUUUAAUGGCAAAAAAAUAAAUGUCCCCAAAUCAACAGGAAAUGACCAGAUAUCAAUAGGUCGUGUUCCCCAAAUAUAUCUAAAUGACCUGAUAUGACCAGGACAUGUCCCCGAAAUGUCCCCAAAUCAACAGGAAGUAACCUGAUACUGUCCCCAAAAUUUCCCUAAACAAACCUAGGCGGGGCUAAGAUCUAUAUCACUAAGCUAAAAAAGCUAAAAAAAAACACAUCUUUUUCAGGGGUGCCAAUAAUUAUGGAGGGCACUGUAUGGGUGGGCAUAUCUUAUAUAUAUCUCUUUCCAAUGCUAUAUCUGAAUAAAUAUUAUUGAACGGGAAAAAAAAUGUAAAUAAGCUCCUCCUCUACUUCGCGGAUUUUCAAUUAUCAUAGGGGAGCGAAUUAUCCACAUUAACCUUGAAAAAUGAGCAGGGGUGCACAUAAGUGGUCCGCAUGCGCGCAUGCGUACUGGACGUAGACAAACGCGCUGGCCCUCAACGGGUUCCAUACGCUUUUGCGUACCGAUGGCUGACCACUGUAUUUGCGGCGGACACGAGAAAAUAACUUCUCAAAAUGUCGAUGAGGCAGGCCACACUGAGUAAUUACUUCCGUGUUCCCCCACCCCCGUCAAAAGACAGACAGACGACAGAGACGUCACCGGAGCUACCGAAAAAAGGACUUUUGCUGAAAAGUGGCUGCAGGAGGUACCGUGGCUAGAAGUAAAUGAUGCUCGCACGGAAAUGCGGUACAAAAUGUGCCGUGAGAAUCCCAAUGUCGCCGAUAAGAGCAGCGCAUUUUAUGUAGGGUCAAAGAAUUUCAGCCAUCCAAACUUUGAAAAGCACGAAAAAACAGAGAGCAUGUGGCAAUUAAGCAAACUAUCAAUGUCAGACAGCACAGUACUCGCCCUAUGGACAAGUGGCGGAAUAAAGGUAAUGAAAACAGCGCCAUGCACUGACAAACUUGUUUUUGCUCGCAUUUUACAAAGCUAAACAUGCACGUUCAAUGAGGUCUUAUGAGGAGGACAUCCCACUUUUAAAAAGGCUUGGAGUUAAUGUGGGAGCCGCAUAAUGCCCUUUAUUUUGAAUUGGUGCUUUUUAUUUCUUUACAUUUCACUUCAAAGUAAUGGCAAUUUUGUUGUGCCAGUUGAUGUUAAUCAAGCAUUAAUUGUUAAUAUAAUUAAUUAAAGUUAAUUGGCUCUAAGUAAAGCUUGUCAUAAAUUUAUCGCAUUAGGCAGGUCGGCUCUCAAGCUCAAUGAGGACCAAGUCACAUCUCCAGGUCCUCCUCUGAGAACCUGGGCAAAAAAAUUAUGUGCACCCCUGAAAAUGAGGGAUCACUGUACUGUACUUGGCUCACGGUUGUGUAGUCACAGUCACAGCCGUUCUUUCGCAACCCCCCCACCCCCGUCAAAAUGGAAUUCAUGUCUAGCGCCAUCUAUGGCAGCCAAUGAAUUAACCCUUAGAUGCACAAGUUACUGGACCCUACACUCUUCCAUAAGUGGGUAAAAAAUGACUCAUAUUAGAACCAAUGUGUUUUUUUGCCAUUUUGGUGAAGAAUAAUCACUUGUACAUUAAUUAGUAUGAUAUUUAGGGCCACGCAAGAAUGAUUUCAUGCUUGAAAUAUCUUUAUGAUUCAAUUAACAUUUUUUGGGAAAAAAAAGAAGAAAAAAAAACAAAACAGCAAUAGACUUCAUCCUUCCUUGUAUUUUAUCAUCAAUGAUGAAGAGCUCCCAUGAAUCUUUUUGGUGAGACAGCAGUGCUAAGCCCUUGUGGAGGCACCGACCGAUUUCUGAGGAUAUUGUGGCUCUGUGUUCUGCCCUGGGUGGAAGUUAAUUCUCUCUAGUAAGAGCCCUACCAACUCAUUCUGUUGGCCAUGAUUUGGACACUUUCUUCUUCAGAGGACACAUAAGUGGAAUCUUAUGAGUCAGAUUGAUCCUGUUCAGUUGGAUUUCCAGGUGGACAACGGCCACUGCCACCUGGACAAUAGUCUGGGUCCUCAUCAUCAGAAAUUUCGGACACUUGAGUCCAACCCCGUCACUGCCUCUCCAUCAUCCAACAUCUGUAGGACCAUUGUAGCUGUAAAUCUAGCACAAAUCCGAUUUUUUCGUGUUUUGAUCGAGGUCAUUUUCUUAUGUGGUUACAAUCCCAUCCGGGCCACAUUUUUCCAGAGGGUGCUACGGUAGCGCUGCAGCUGUGCAUUAGCGUUAGCGCCUAGCUUGAACGCGGCUUUUGGGGAAGGAGCGGGCUUGACAACAGUCAUAAAAAAAUAAAAUGGGUUGAGAAUUAGCCGGAUAAUGCCCGGUUUUCUCUCUGCUCCAAUGCUCCUGCGCAUGCGGGCCAGUUUGCUCAGCGCAUCUCGGACUGCGAAUUAGAGCGCAUGUGUGAUACUUGAACAUGCUCAAUGAACAAAGGUAGUAUGAACGGGUACGCCAAAAAAACAGAUAUGACAAAAAAAUCGGAAUUGUGCAUUAGGACCUGCGGUAUGAAGUAGGUUAAUUUGUUGAUAAAUAAUAAUAAAGAGUCAUGAAAGACACACACACAAAAUACUAUAUAGGCAUAAUACUUACAGUACACGUAUCAGCUCUUGCUGUGUAAAAUAAUCUUCUUAAGAGAUGUCACUUUUUACAUACCUUGUCUGUGUGGUCCACGGUAAAUUUAUUCCUGACAGCCAAAGUUGAUAAGAAUGAAAGAUUCCCAUUGGAUUCCAUAGAAAAUGCUUUUUUCACCCACUUGUGGAAGCUUAGGGUAGUAAUACAAAAAUGACAAUUUCUUCAAAUGUAUAAAAAGUUAAUCAAAAAUUGAAUGGCAUUAUAUCAAAAACAUGUUUUUUGAGGAAUACCUGGAAUAUGAAUUGAUUACAAUUUUUCAUUCCAAAGAUAUUUCAAGAAAACAACCUCACCGGGUCAUUUUUGACCCACUUAUGCAUCUAAGGGUUAACAAAGUGACCCAAAAAUGCCCCGAAAACAACAGAAAGUGACUGAAAAUCAACAGGAAACGAUGUGCCUGUAAUUUACUCAUUGGCUUCUGUUGACGGCCUUACAUGUCCAAUCUGUUUGAAGUGGGAGGGAUGGCAGGGUGGCAGCGAAUGACCAAUUAAGUCUCUUGGAAACUUUAAAACAGCGGCUAAAUCAAUUUAUUUCUCGGAAAAGACCGAUCCCAAUUUUUUGUAUGAUCGAAACUUAGCAGUUUGGUGAUGCGCCAUAAUCAUUUAUCAACACACGCGGUGCCACAAAGGUGCGCCUGGAUCAAUAUUUGUACGUGUUGAAGUCAAAUAUCCGGGCAAUUUCAAUGUUUGCUUUUGUAUGUCGGUGAUGUAAUGUUGUUCACAGUCAAACAGCGCGCACGUCAUUGUUAUUGUGUAUGUGUGUAUGUCUCUUCUGUCCAUGCUCAUCACAGGAAUGGGAAACCAUAUUGUUUCUGACCAUUACAACAAGAAGAUGCCGCUGGGUGACGACUGCCUUUCCUGGAAGAGAAAGACAUCGGAUGUGAAAGAACAAUAUGACUUCAAAGAUAUCCUCGGAACGGGAGCCUUCUCUGAGGUGGUCCUGGCUGAAGAGAAGAGGACCCAAAGGUUGGUGGCCAUCAAGUGCAUCCCCAAGAAGGCGUUAGAGGGCAAGGAAAACAGCAUUGAGAAUGAGAUCGCAGUGUUGCACAAGAUUAAACAUGCCAACAUUGUGACUCUGGAAGAAAUAUUUGAGAGUAAAUCACACCUCUACCUUGUCAUGCAAUUGGUGUCUGGUGGGGAAUUGUUUGACCGCAUCAUCGAGAAGGGCUUCUACACAGAGAAAGAUGCCAGUAAGCUCAUUCAGCAGAUUCUGGACGCCGUCAAAUACCUCCAUGACAUGGGAAUCGUGCACCGAGACCUCAAGCCGGAGAAUUUGCUCUACUACAGCAUGGACGAAGACUCCAAAAUCAUGAUCAGCGACUUUGGUCUGUCCAAAAUCGAAGGCUCUGGGAGUGUGAUGUCCACAGCCUGCGGAACUCCUGGAUAUGUUGCCCCUGAGGUUCUGGCCCAGAAGCCCUACAGUAAGGCAGUGGACUGCUGGUCUAUUGGAGUCAUAGCCUACAUUCUAUUGUGCGGUUAUCCUCCAUUCUACGACGAAAACGAUGCCAAACUGUUCGAGCAGAUCCUGAAGGCAGAAUACGAGUUUGAUUCACCGUACUGGGAUGACAUCUCGGAUUCUGCUAAAGACUUUAUAGUCCACCUGAUGGAGAAAGACCCCAAUGUCCGUUACUCUUGCGAUCAGGCCCUGCAGCACCCAUGGAUUGCUGGAGAUACUGCUCUGGAUAAGAACAUCCACGAGUCUGUCAGUGAACAGAUCAAGAAGAAUUUUGCCAAAAGCAAAUGGAAGCAAGCAUUCAAUGCGACGGCGGUGGUCCGUCACAUGAGGCGUCUUCAGCUAGGCACCAACAACGAAGGACCCAACCAAGAGACUCUGACAAGUGAAGAUCAACUGAUGCUUCCGGGAGAGGACCCGCAACUCACGGAAUCUUGCGGCGAGGCGGGCAGCUCCCAGCAGCUAGAAGGAGCAGGCGCCGACCCUCUUUCCAACUGUAGCUACCACUGCCACCCGACGAGCCGGGUGUGAGCUCGGUGCCGCUUCGCUGCCUCGCCGACCCAAGUGAUUUUUUUUUUUCCAUUUUGAAACCCCCUCGGUGAAAACCGGAGGUAGCAACUCCCUCACCCCCUCUAACGUCCGGUUGGGAAUGAGGCGUUGUUCCGACUUCUCGCCUGCAGGGGGAGGGGCAAGUCUGUCCAGUCUGGGAAGGAAAGCGAUUCGGAUUCCGAAAAUGGGAAAGUAGUGAUUAUGAUGACCGGGCAGGUACUUUGCGCUAAGGAGGAUGGUUUAUUUCCAAAGCAGGGCAGAGCCGAGACUAUUAUUUUGACGCGGCCCGUGUUUGCUGUCGUUGCUCUUUGUUUUGUGUUAUCUGUGCAUGAUCAAAAGAGAGCGUCCCUGAGCAUGUUUUGCGGAGGACUCAGUGCCAUAAGCCGAGAUCUUUUUGCAGUCUUUUGAAUGUAACGCUCCGCUCUUUAUAUUACUGCAAAUGGACCUUUAUGCAAAACUCCCUCUGUUCCUAUGUAGCCUUUUAUGACAUGGCGUAUAAAUAUAUAUAUGGUGUUUUAGUGCGGCUGCGGAAAAGGCUUCCUUUUCUUUUGACCUCUUGAACCACGUGAGCACAGGGAUCUUAAUCUUUGUCUAUGGUGCCUUUAGGGUUUACUCAAUGAUGGGUUUAUUUUGGGUGGGGAUCUCUUGGUGUUUUAUAUUGAUGUUUUGUUUCUCUUUCGAUUAAAUGGGACAACUAGCCUUUUUUGAAUCCGGGAGAAUUGUAAUCGGGCAGGUUUCGGGUCACACAAAUCUUUAGCAGCCUUUUUAAAAAGUAGUACAUUUAUUCGUCGGCUGCCGUUGAAGGUGAUGAAGGUCCAAUGCAUUGGCAGUUUCAUUCAAGUAAGAGUAGUGUUACUUCAAAAUAAUAUUACCCAAAAGCACAUGUUCCAAAAAAUUGCCAAGUACAAGCAAAAUAGUAAUCAGUGAAAAUAAUACUCGAGUAACAUUGUGACUAACUGCGUACAAUGUCAGAUUUUUUUUUUUUUUUAAAACAAUGGUAUUUUUUUUUCUCAGCACAUCAUCUAUAUCAAGGGUCCCCAAACUACGGCACACAGUUGGUCCACCCCCCUGAACAAAAAAAAAAAUUGGAGGGAAAAAAACUUUUUUUUUUUUUUUUUUUUUCCCCCCAAUAGUGCUAUUUAUUUCCUGGCUUUUUCUGUGAAGAACCCAUAGAGGGUUAUUCGGUUAUUAUCUAUUUAAUUAAUAGUGUUAUUAUUAUUUAUCAUUAUAUUAUUAUUAGGGCUGUCAAAAUGAUCGCGUUAACGGGCGGUAAUUAAUUUUUUAAAUUACUCACGUUAAAAUAUUUGACGCAAUUAACGCACAUGCCCCGCUCAGACAGAUUUAAAUAACAGUACACUGAAAUGCCGACUUGUUAAUUGUUUUAUGGAGUUUUGCCGCCCUCUGCUGGAGUUGGGUGCGACUGAUUUUUUAUAGGCUUCAGCACCUAUGAGCAUUGUGUAAGUAAUUAUUGACAUCAACAAUGGCGGGCUACUAGUUUAUUUUUUGAUUAAAAAUUUCACAAAUUUUAUUAAAACGAAAAAAUUAAGAGGGGUUGUAAUAUAUAAUUUCUAUAACUUGUACUAACGUUUAUCUUUUAAGAACUACAAGCCUUUCUAUCCAUGGAUCGCUUUAACAGAAUUUUAUAAUAAUGUUAAUGCCAUCUUAUUGACUUAUUGUUAUAAUAAACAAAUACAGUCCUUAUGUACCGUAUGUUGAAUGCAUAUAUCCAUCUUGUGUCUUAUCUUUCCAUUCCAACAAUAAUUUACAGAAAAAUAUGGCAUAUUUUAGAGAUGGUUUGAAUUGCGAUUAAUUACGAUGAAUUAAUUUGUAAGCUGUAAUUAACUCGAUUAAAAUUUUUAAUUGUUUGACAGCCCUAAUUAUUAUUUUAUUUACUUUUGUUCCGUGAAGAAUUCAGAAAGGGUUAUUUGAUUAUGGCUUUUUGAAAAACAAUAAUGCUUUACAUUUUGGCACUCCUGCAAUCGUCACACCUAUUCUGUUACAAACUGACCCCGGCCCCUCAUCAGAGAAGAGAAAAGUUUUGUGGCCCUCACAGGAAAAAGUUUGGGGACCCCUGAUCUAUAUGAACUGUUGUUGUUAUUAUACUGUACUACAAAAGAAACCUGUCCAAAGAGCAUGAGUCCCCUCUAGUGGUGAAAACAUUUCCUACCAUAAAAUUAAAAUGAUCAUAGCUCCAGUUUUCCACGUAAAAAGAUGGGUAGAGUAGUGUAAACGUUCAAUGCAUUGGCAGUUUGACUCAAGUAGCGUUUCUUCAAAAUAAAAUUGCUCAAGUAAAUGUACAAGUAAAAAUGGGUAAAAAGAAUACUCAAGUAACAUUGUAAUUGCCUGAAAUGUCUGAUAUUUUUUUAAAUAACGGUAUAUUUUUUUCCUCAGCACAUCAUCUAUAUGAACUGUUGUUAUUAUUAUUAUGCUGUAGUCGUCCAAAGAGCAUGAGUGCCCUCUAGUGGAGAAAAUAUUUCCUACCAUGAAAUUAAAACAAUCACAUCUCUGGUUUUCCGUAGUAUUCGGUGAGUACUCAAGUUAUGAGUAAAAUUGUGAGUAAAUCCAUACAAUGUCUGAUAAUCUUUUUAAACAAAGGUACAGUGGGGAGAACAGGUAUUUGAUACACUGCCAAUGGGAAACCCCAUUGGCAUGUGGCAAAAAAAUGCCACAUGCCACGUGGGAGAAUGGAUUUUGUCACAUGGCAAAAGAAAUGCCACACUGCAAAAUCCAUUUUGCCAUGUGGCGAAAAAAAAGCCACCUUGCAAAAAAAAUGCCACAUGGCAAAAAAAUGUGGCUUCAAAACAGCUGGGCCGAGAACGAAAAGUGGCAAAAUUGAUUUUGCCAUGUGGCAUUUUUUUGCCAUGUGGCCAAAUGGAUUUUGCCAUGUGGCAUUUUUUUUUUUUUUGCCAUGUGGCAUUUUUUUUGCCACGUGGCAGAAUGGAUUUUGCCAUGUGGUAAAAAAAUGCUACACGGCAAAAAAAUGCGACAAAUGGCAAAAUCCAUUUUGCCACAUGGCAAAAAAUGUGGCUUCAAAACAGCUGGGCCGAGAACGAAAAGUGGCAAAAAAUAUUUUGCCAUGUGGCAUUAUUCUGCCAUGUGGCAUUUUUUUGCCAUGUGGCAAAAUGGAUUUUGCCAUGUGGCAUUUUUUUUGCCACAUGGCAAAAUCCAUUUUGCCACAUGGCAAAAAAUGUGGCUUCAAAACAGCUGGGCCGAGAACGAAAAGUGGCAAAAUAUGUUUUUCUGGCAUGUGGCAUUUUUUUGCCAUGUGGCAAAAUGGAUUUUGCCAUGUGGCAUUUUUUUUUUUUUGCCAUGUGGCAUUUUUUUUGCCACGUGGCAGAAUGGAUUUUGCCAUGUGGUAAAAAAAUGCCACAUGGCAAAAAAAUGUGGCUUCAAAACAGCUGGGCCGAGAACGAAAAGUGGCAAAAUUGAUUUUGCCAUGUGGCAUUUUUUUGCCAUGUGGCCAAAUGGAUUUUGCCAUGUGGCAUUUUUUUUUUUUUGCCAUGUGGCAUUUUUUUUGCCACGUGGCAGAAUGGAUUUUGCCAUGUGGUAAAAAAAUGCUACACGGCAAAAAAAUGCGACAAAUGGCAAAAUCCAUUUUGCCACAUGGCAAAAAAUGUGGCUUCAAAACAGCUGGGCCGAGAACGAAAAGUGGCAAAAAAUAUUUUGCCAUGUGGCAUUAUUCUGCCAUGUGGCAUUUUUUUGCCAUGUGGCAAAA
Messenger RNA from Corythoichthys intestinalis (scribbled pipefish), 10667 nucleotides. It is a transcript of the gene camk1b, whose product is annotated as calcium/calmodulin-dependent protein kinase Ib. Gene Ontology annotation, biological process: peptidyl-serine phosphorylation. Bases 5714 to 6934 code for a protein of 406 amino acids. Gene Ontology annotation, cellular component: intracellular anatomical structure. Lineage: Eukaryota; Metazoa; Chordata; Actinopteri; Syngnathiformes; Syngnathidae. Gene Ontology annotation, molecular function: calcium/calmodulin-dependent protein kinase activity; calmodulin binding; ATP binding. The transcript is spliced from 12 exons. The record is from RefSeq and is a predicted model, not a curated record.